Dromiciops gliroides (monito del monte) is the source of this 3925-nucleotide messenger RNA. Its product is annotated as histone H4. The transcript has a single exon. Gene Ontology annotation, molecular function: DNA binding; protein heterodimerization activity; structural constituent of chromatin. Bases 30 to 341 code for a protein of 103 amino acids. NCBI's taxonomy places the organism in Eukaryota, Metazoa, Chordata, Mammalia, Microbiotheria, Microbiotheriidae. Gene Ontology annotation, cellular component: nucleosome. The record is from RefSeq and is a predicted model, not a curated record. Gene Ontology annotation, biological process: nucleosome assembly.
CUUAGGUCUCUGUAGACCGUCGUGCAAACAUGUCUGGCCGCGGCAAAGGAGGCAAAGGGCUGGGGAAAGGGGGUGCCAAGCGGCACAGGAAGGUGCUGCGGGAUAACAUCCAGGGCAUCACUAAGCCUGCUAUCCGCCGUCUGGCUCGACGAGGGGGCGUGAAGCGUAUCUCGGGGCUGAUCUACGAGGAGACCCGGGGGGUGCUGAAGGUGUUUCUGGAGAACGUGAUCCGUGACGCCGUCACUUACACGGAGCACGCCAAGAGGAAGACCGUCACUGCUAUGGACGUGGUCUACGCUCUCAAGCGCCAGGGCCGCACUCUGUACGGCUUUGGUGGCUAAGCGCGCCUUUCUUUGCGCCUGCUCCCCAAAGGCCCUUUUCAGGGCCGCCUACAUUCACACUUAAAAGGAACUGUGCUUUGAUUCUUUCUUUUUAUCUUUACUCUGCUGUUCGGGAUCUCUAGGUAGGUUGUGAAGAAUUUUUAAGUACUGUAUUUGCAAACCCUAGCCCUCAUUUAUGAACUAGGAGAAAGCAAGACUGGACAUAGGGAACAGGCCGUGUGUGCUGCUCUGCAACAGCAAAGUCUCAACACCAAUUUUACCUAUCAGUAUAGACUGAUCCUACGACCAACGGGCGGGAAAAGGUGUGCCUAAAGACUUUCCUGGGGCUAUUUGUAUCUGAUGACUGGCGCUCUACCCUCUAUUCUCACCAGUUUUUCAUUCAGGACUCAAUCCUCUUUGGGUAAAUUAGCAUUCCUCCUCCCAGUAAAGUAGGCUCUAGGAAUACACAAGAAAAAAAGUUAUGUUCUAUCGUCUUCUUCGUCAUUGAUAACAAAUAGAGUUAAUUUUCCCUCCAGGAUAACUCCAAAGUGGGUAGGUGCUAUUAUCCACAUCUCAGCCCGAAAAUAAGUGAUUUGCUCAGGAUGACACAGCUAGUAAGUGUGCCAGGUUGGGACUUCAAUGCUAGUGCUAUAGCCCCUACCUCCUCAUGACCCCGGGUUGGGAAUCGAAACCUUAACUCUCAUUCUGACUGCUAAUUUACCAUCUGAUCUUGGGCGACUCACCUUAAUUCUCAAGCCCUCGGUUUUUUUUCUCAGUAACCUAAGUCACUUAUUUAGUUCAACAAACGAGAGGCUAGUUCCCUCUCAGUGGUGGACCUUACUCAGGUUCGUUCUAUAAAUCAGGGCGUGGCAGUUUCUGGAAUUCACUUAACAGAUUGGCCUCUGAAGUCCUAUCCAACCCAGGAACCCUUAUGAUCAGUCUCUCUGUCUUGUACAGACAGUCCUAUCUUGUGUAUUUCCAUCAUCUUAUUGUUUUCUCUAAUUGCUUUGCUGGCUCUCUGACUGAAAAGCUAGCAGCUCCCUCAACACAAAUGGGGGAUAUUAGAAGAGGAAGGGCAGGUUUAUGGCAGAAAAAAUUAACUACCUUCAACUCCAGAUGCCUGAGAAAUGUAUAUCGAGGUGGAGAAGUACAGCAAAUGGUGUGAGACUCCGCGGGAGAGUUUGGAGCUUUGUAAACUCUAAUUUCUGCUGUAACUACACUGCUCACAUUGGACUGGUGCCUCCCUCUUCUCACUACCAACACUCUAGUGCUGACUCAUCACCUGCCAGGACAAUUAUCCCCUUGUAGAACCACUCUUCCUCUUUUGCUGCAGUGCUCACCACCUCCACUUCCUCCAUUCCAUUCUUUGAAAUAUCCCUAGUCAUGCAGACACCAGAACUUUACUUGCUGGUGGGCAAUAGGAAUCCACUGUUUUGUUUUUAAACAAACUGCUUGGCACUCAGGGGAAUGUGGCACUCUCCACCCUUCCCAACCUGAUUUCAUACUGUCUUACAAGUAUUUCAUAUUCCAUUUUUAUACUCAAUUCUUUAUCUCCAGAAUCAAAUAUAAAAGUCUAGCCCCACUCUCCCCACCUUUCUAGUCUUAUUGCAUUUUACACCUCCCCCCUCAAUGUACUCUUCAAUCCACUGACAUUGCCUUCCUUGCUCCAACCAAACACUUCAUCUCCCAUUUUCACUGGCUAUCGUUUAUGUAUGGUAUGAUUUCUCUCCUUAUUUCUGCCUCCAGAUUUUAUGUCUCAGCUAAAAUCUCACCUUCUACAAGGUAGAGGUCUUAAUACAGUGCAAAUGGGAGAGGGGGUCCCCACACUUCCCUCACCCUCCCUCUCCAAAACCUCACACUGAAGCCUAUUCACAUGAUAACAAGCCCAUUGACUUCUUGUGGAAAAGAAGUCCCCAAUUUUUCCUACUUCACUGGAGAAGCAGGGAUGGGGAAGAUUUUGAGUCAGGCAAAACUCCACAAGAAUCUAGUACUGGGUUGUUAUUGGAGAAUCUCUGUCCCUCUUCCCUCUCCCUGCCCCUUAACCCCACAGCUUCAGGUUGAAACAUGAGUAAAGGAAUGGCAGAAAGUCCCUAGCAUCAGCAACAAGGAACCCAUUCCCUCCGAAGACUUGGAAGCUGCUCCUCAGUUCCACUAUUAUCCCACCCAGCCAUCAAGCCCUGGAAAAGAAGUCGGGUUAGGGUUCAGGAAAAAUAAUUACUGACCAAAAGACUGGCAGUGCUUUUGCCCAAAAUACCUUUCAAAUAUGGCAUCCAAAAACACUUCUAACAAAGUGAAGAAGUUUGCUUGGCUGACUUCCAGGUAAAACUGUCAUGAUGCAUGCUGGCUACACUUUCCUGAUUCUUUCCUGCUUUCCUCAGACACCUCACAAUAUUGCCCUCUUCUUUUAUCCAAAUCCUUUGUUAUGGUCAAGGACCAGCUCCAGUCAGUGGUAUCAAACUCAAAUAGAAAUGGGGACCACAAAUCCAUCCAUAAAUAUCUCUGCAGACUGCAUAUUGACUUAGUUUUAAAAUUCUAAUUUUUUAUGUUUGCUGUAUUUUAAAUUUAUUUUUGUUAUAUUUUUACAAUUACCUUUUAUUAUGGUCGGAGCUGCACUCAGGAAUGUUGGGGCCCAGUUGGAGCCAGUGGUCCACAUUUUAACACCUCUGUUUUGGAUUGCUCCAGCCUGUAUUCUGUUCUUCCUUCUCUAAACACUUGAAGCACUUGUCCUCAGUGGUAUACAACUCAGAACUCAAUGGUUCAAUGGGUUACUUCUUUUGACUUCCCAAUUAGAUUUUUUAAGUUCCUUGACAAUAAAGAAUGUGUCAUAUCCCACAUUUAUAACACACCAUUUGGCACAGAUUGUUUUGUACUGCUUCAUAGGUGGGAGAAUAUGACUAGAAAAGGGAGUAGAAAAUAGAAGACAAAGGGAGCUCCAGAUUUUCCUAGUGCCUUCCAUAUACAGAAAGAACAAGAAGAAAGACUUUAGGACCCUGGGAAGAUCCUGGAUGUAGGAUUUAUGGGAAAACAAUGACUUGAGUCACACAGGUUGAAAAAUAAUGUAUUUGUGUGUAUGCUUAGCUGUAUAUUGAGGAGAGAAAGGCUAAGAUCUGUAUUUGGCAAAUGUCACUCAAAGUAACAAAGCAAAUGUGAGUUUUCUCUUGGAACAGAAUUGCAUAAUCUGUGAUAUGUAUGAAAAUAAUGGGCUUUGCCAAUGCCCAAAGGCCCCAGCUGGGACUGAUUUGAACUGAUUGGACUGAGAAUUGACUGACUUGGCUGAUUAACACUUGAAGUUGACUUGAUUGAAACCACACCCGCCUCUGAAGAGGGUGUGUUCUCAGAGACUGUGGACUUUGACCUCAAUAUGGGACCACCCUCAAGUCUAGUGAAUCAAUGGACUUGAAUGCUACCAGCCAAUUAACUUGGAGUGGUGUGUAGGCACCACCUCUCUUACUGACUGAAGGUAACUUCCACUCUGACAGGCACAGGAACUUUCUUCUUUUGGCCUGAGACUCAUAGGUGAAGGCAGCUCUGUUUCUCUUCUCUCUCUUGUAGAUCCUAGCUAGGCUUUCCUAUCUUUCUGAUGCAGGUGUUCUCUUUUUACUAAU